Molecule: messenger RNA, 1830 nt
Organism: Hypomesus transpacificus
Lineage: Eukaryota; Metazoa; Chordata; Actinopteri; Osmeriformes; Osmeridae
Product: serine/arginine repetitive matrix protein 5
Biological process (GO): phosphatidylinositol 3-kinase/protein kinase B signal transduction; neuron projection morphogenesis
Source: RefSeq, a predicted model, not a curated record
AUGGGGCGCUGGAGCCGUCGCCACGGGAACCCCUCGGUGGCACGGCUUGAUCACAAGACCUCCACCAAACUGGGGACCAUCAGCAUCCAGUCCUCCUCCAGCCUCACGGCUCCAGCCGGCUCCUCAUCCUCCACCCCCUCCUCCAACCUCCCGGUGCUCCUGUCAGGCUCCUCCACCACCUCCUCCAACCUCCCCAUGCCCCUAUCUGGGUCUAAAGACCCCUCAGGGGGGAAGGAGGACAAGCAGACCGACCGUAGAGACAUCUCGCUGGGGCCUGCGCCUGGCCUGAGGGCACGGAGCCACUCCACCCCGCUGCCUCCCUCCUCCAAGUCCACCUCCCCAUACUCCCACCACCACCACCACCCCCAACACCGGCCCUCCCACUACCACCACUACCGCAAACCAGAACGAGGGGACUCCCCUGCCCCUGGCAAGACCGGCUCCCAGACCUCCAGCCAGUCCUGUGCCCAGACACAGACCCAGGGCUCAGGCAAGGAAGGCAAGUCUGUCAGCUUCCUCUUGAAGUCGGACAAGGAGGAGAGGGAGAGGGAUAGAGACCGAGACAGAGGAGAGAGAAACAGAGACAGAGACAGAGAUAGGGAGAAAGACAGAGAUAGAGAGAGAGACAGAGAGAGAGACAGAGAGAGAGACAGAGAGAGAGAUAGAGAUCGAGAUCGAGAUAGAGAUCGAGAUAGAGAAGGAGGGAGUCACUCUUCUCAAAAAGAGAACAUCCCCACAACCAGCUGUCACUCCUUACAGACCAGCUCCGCCCCAACCCUCACCUCUUCCUCCCAUCGCCCUCACUCUCGCCCCCACCUCCAUCGCUCCCACGCCCCCCACGCCCUCCCCGCCUACAAGCCCCCCUCCUCGGACAGCCCCCUACUGUGGACCUACCCCUCUGGGGGCUUCCGGCGGCCCCCGGCCUACGACAGUCUGCGAGGGGGGCCCCAGCUGCCUUCGCUACACCCCUCAGGGCUCUCCGGCGGGAGCGACAUGGCCUCCAAGAGUAGCACGGUUCCAGGUCCCCUCCAGGGCAAGGCUGGCUUCGUGCCCUGGGACAGCGCUGGGGGCCUGGGCUUCUCAGACGAGGGCUCCCACUGGCCCAUGCAGAGGAAGCUGUCGUUCAGCCAUGGAACCAGAGAGGCAGAGAAGAACGAGAGCCGUGCGUGGAACGGCAGCGCAGACGCCUUGCUGCGCCUCGGCCAGGAGGAGGCGGGACAACACAGAGGAGGAGGCGGACACUCUGGGAUCCCUGUGCGUUUCAGCGGCGGCAGUGCCAGAGGCCACGCCCAGGGCCUGGCGGGGUUAGAGGGCAACGUAGGCUUCAGGGACCUGCCCAGAGGAUGGCUGCCUCUGCCCUGCCAGACCUUCCCCGCUUGCCGGAACGGAGAGCUGGGCAGACUGGGCCGCUCGUCCUCCACGUCGGGGGUGAGACUAGCUGGAGGAGACGUGACCCGGCAGAGCAGCCUUCCUGGCCGAGAGGCUCAGAGUCAGCCCCCGGCCCCCUGCAGCCCCGCCCCGACCAGACAACAGCAGCUCCACCUGCAGUUCCAGCACUUGGCCCAGCUGGCGCAGGGACACCCUCCCGCCACUGGGGGCGCCAUCCCGUCGGCCGCCCAGACGCAGCGGGACGGGAAACUCCUGGAGGUGAUCGAGCGCAAGCGCUGCCUGUGCAAGGAGAUCAAGGCCCACCGGCGCCCGGACAAGAGCCUGUGCAAGCAGGACAGCAUGCCCAUCCUGCCCAGCUGGAGACGAACACCAGAGCCUCGCAAGACUGGCACCCCGCCCUGCCAGAGGCCGCAAGCCGUGGUGUGGGACACUGCCAUCUAG